UCCUGGCGCGGGCGGCGUCCUACGAAGCCCGGACGCUGCGCGAGGAGUCGUGCGUCGACCUCCCGGCCCCGGGCAGGCGCCUGUGCGGGCAUCGGGGAAGCACGAGGUCGGCGCGGGGGACCCUGGAGGCGGGUCGGAGGCUGGCGGGGGACUCCGCCUGCUGCCGGAGUUGGAAGGAAAUCAGGCACCCGCCUGGGCUAGAUCCAGUGCCAUUAAGUCCUGCGAACUCACACUUUAAAAACAAUGAAGAAAUUAAAGCUUAAGGAACUAGAAAGUCGCCUGCAACAAGUGGAUGGAUUCGAAAAGCCCAAGCUGCUUCUAGAACAGUAUCCAACCAGGCCGCACAUUGCAGCAUGUAUGCUCUAUACAAUCCAUAAUACAUAUGAUGACAUUGAAAAUAAAGUGGUUGCAGAUCUAGGAUGUGGUUGUGGAGUUCUUAGCAUCGGAACUGCAAUGUUAGGAGCAGGAUUGUGUGUUGGAUUUGACAUAGAUGAAGAUGCAUUGGAAGUAUUUAAUAGGAAUGUGGAAGAGUUUGAGUUAACAAAUGUUGACAUGGUUCAAUGUGGUUUGUUUGUGCUAUUCAUUACUAAUCCGCUCUUCCGUCCCCCCCAUAUUCAAAAGAAAGCUACAGAAUGGAAAAUCAAGAUAGAUAUUAUUGCAGAGCUACGAUACGACCUGCCAGCAUCAUACAAAUUUCAUAAAAAGAAAUCCGUUGAUAUUGAAGUGGACCUAAUUCGGUUUUCUUUUUAAAAGCCUCUAAAGACAAAAACAGCUUAAAACCUAAUUAAGAUGAAUAAAAAUUUUUUUUACUAAA
Messenger RNA from Nyctereutes procyonoides (raccoon dog), 814 nucleotides. It is a transcript of the gene METTL5, whose product is annotated as methyltransferase 5, N6-adenosine. The coding region runs from base 244 to 750 and encodes 168 amino acids. The record is from RefSeq and is a predicted model, not a curated record. The transcript is spliced from 7 exons. Gene Ontology annotation, molecular function: rRNA (adenine-N6-)-methyltransferase activity. Lineage: Eukaryota; Metazoa; Chordata; Mammalia; Carnivora; Canidae. Gene Ontology annotation, biological process: rRNA methylation.